Molecule: messenger RNA, 750 nt
Organism: Schistosoma mattheei
Lineage: Eukaryota; Metazoa; Platyhelminthes; Trematoda; Strigeidida; Schistosomatidae
Source: the annotation of a GenBank genome assembly
AUGUCAUCUCACUGUGAAUCUUCAUUCCCCGCUCUUGAUUGUAAUUAUUUUUCUUCGUAUAACCUUAUUGUUGCUUGUGUUGGUGUCGGCAAUGUAGCCCAACUUGCUUGUGAUCUUUUAAUCUAUAACUUAGGUUGUGAUGUUAUUAGUAGUUUAAAUUUUGAGUACUGCCCAUCCGUAGUCGGUAUCAAUCCUUACCGAUUGCCUGGAGAUGUGCAUGGUUUGAUGACAACUUCACAGAUUUAUGCUAAUCCCGAACUUCAGCUAGCUGUGUUACAAAUUCGAGCCCCUCCUUCACCGGUUCCAAACGAAAGCAUGUCAAGGAGCUUUAGCUUUGCGACUAUUCUUAAAGAUGAGGAGCUAAACUCAGCACCACUGCAGUAUGCUUUGUCGUCGUCGUUCUGCGCUUCUGAUCGUAAACGCUUUGAUGAACUGGAUUGGUAUCCCCUUAAGAAGUACAGUGACCACCUAGAUUGUCAACUAUCUGUUGUUUAUUAUUUACCUGGGUGUGGAAUUGCAAGUUAUUUAUUUGAAGAAUUACUCAAACAUGAAGAGAUAUCUGCUUGUCUGUUAAAUCUUUUUACAUCUGAAGGCGAUAACAGUGGCGAUGCACUUUAUGUUGUGCAGCAUUUGAAUAACUGGUUACAAUUCAAAGCACAACACGGAGUUAAAGACAUAAGUUUUCAAUGGUCUCUCCCCCCUUCUUGGAGCUAUUUGUUUGGAACUGAUCCUGUUGAUGAAUUGUAUUAG